Molecule: messenger RNA, 1562 nt
Organism: Cannabis sativa
Lineage: Eukaryota; Viridiplantae; Streptophyta; Magnoliopsida; Rosales; Cannabaceae
Exons: 8
Coding region: 407-1264 (285 amino acids)
Biological process (GO): snRNA transcription by RNA polymerase III; snRNA transcription by RNA polymerase II
Cellular component (GO): snRNA-activating protein complex
Molecular function (GO): sequence-specific DNA binding
Source: RefSeq, a predicted model, not a curated record
UUUAUUGCAGUUGAGCGUGGUCUAUUGGAGCUGAGGAAGUUGGGGAUAGAACAGCAACUUUGGAAAGCAUCUCGUAAGGAGAUUGAUUUGGCCUCUCCUCUUUUCCCAGUUGCUAAUCACAAAAACCAAACAAACUCUGAGAUUUCUCAGUAUUUUUGGGUCUUUUUUUCGCUCUCUACUUUUGUCUCAUAAUUUUUUCUUCACAUAAAAUUUGUAGUGCUGCUCGAACUGGUUUUUCUCAUGCUACAUGCCCUGUGGCAUCAUCAUAUUCAUUGUUAUAUAUAAUAGAGUUGCUCUAUCGCUCUAAGAUUUUUGGCAUGUCUCAUGGACUAAAUUGAAGUAUUCAACUGCCCUGCCCCAACCCAUAAUCCUUUUCAGUUCAGUUUAAAUUUUAUAACUGAAAAUCAUGGAUAUGACACCUUUCAAGAAGGACAUCGAUGAGCUUAUAGCUGAGUUCGUUGAGGAUGAAUCAACUAAUUUGGCAGAGAUGAAAAGGGUAUGGCUUUCAAGGAAAUUCUCAUACAUAUAUGAGGCAACUCCUCCUUCCAACGUGGCCUUCUUCAUCCAAUCAUUGUAUGCCCAUUCCAUUGGUUAUAUAAGCAGUACAAGUUCUUUAUCGAGGAGACUUGGGGGGCUCUAUUGUCUUUACUGCCUUCACGAGACUCAACCUUUCAAACCUCCUUUCAAAAUUUAUCUUUCGCUUGAAGAGCUGAAAAAACUUAGGAACCUUGUUGUUACUGCCAAAGAAAAUGGUGUAAAGGUUGCUCCUUCUGUGGUGAAAAAAAUGCUAGAAAAGAACAUGUUCUUCUUUGGGUUUCUUGACAUGAAUGAAGGGCCUGUUGCAGAGACGGUUAACCACCUCACAGAAUUACAGAAUGCUCGUGUUCAAGUUGCAUACAGGGAGUUAUUUGCUGAUAAUAGGCUUCAAGACUUACUCCAUUUGGACAUGGGUAAGGAAGUUGAUGUAAAUGUGCUCAAUAAAAUGUCUACAGAAUACGCAGAAGCUAAGAAGCUAGCUAUUAGCGAGGCCAGUGAGGUCGUGGACAUUCGCAACAUAGAGCACAUUGCAGAAGAUGAAAAGUCAGUUGGAAAUAUAGUUGAGAAAAUUACUGGAGAAUGGGAUGUCCAGAAGGAACAAUUUCGCCAGCAAACAGGGAUACUUCAACAACAUCCGGAAGACCAUGAUGAACAGGAGCAACAACUAUUGCUUCAAAAUGGCGAUAACUUUGACCUGGAGCUUGAACAGCUGCUGUCUGAAACAUAAUUCCAUGGAUAUAUACACAAGCUAGACACUGAAGUUGCAGGGGCAAAAAAGUCAGCCGUGGUGUUUUUCAUACCAUUGCUACUUCUGAUCUUGUUCCAAGAAAUGAAAGAAUUUGAUGGUUUUCUGUAAAGCUAUAUAGCCUAUAGUAGACAGGGAAAUGAAGUUACUUUUUUUUUUCUUCGGCUAAAAAGUAAAUGAAGUUACUUUGUAUGAACUUUCUUUUUUUUUUUUCGAUAACUGAUGCUCCAACGGAGCACACUUUUUCUUAAUGCCAAAAAUAGUUUGAGACAUUGAGAUC